UAUAACACAUGCAUGAUGCAUUUACUUGUAUAUAUAUAUAUACCAACUUAACCUCUAUUGAGGUACGCAGAUACUUGUGACUUAUUGGAUCUAACUCCAUCUGGAAUUACUUGAAUGGGGCAUGUUCAAAGACUUAACGUAUCUCAAAACUGACAUUCAGCUUUUUUUUUUAUACUAUUUAUGAAGUCGUUGUAUUCAUACCCUAAUCCCUCCACAUGCAUGUAAUUAAGUAAUCUGCAAAAUUUUAGAGAGGAUCCGACAAGCGAUGAAUUUUAAAACAUUUCCAUGUUUUUUUUUUGUGUGGGUCAAAUCACAUUUGCGUUUACCUAAACAACUCAAUCAACUUUUUUCUUCUACUCUUCUUUCUUUCAUUCAUUCAUUCCCAAUAAAAAGAAAAACAAACAACCAUUUUAACUCUUCCACCACUUCUUCUUCUUCGCUUUCAAGUGUGUAUUAGCAACCAUGAUUACUGGUAAGGACAUAUACGAUGUUCUUGCAGCGAUUGUGCCACUAUAUGUUGCUAUGUUUCUAGCAUAUGGAUCGGUCCGGUGGUGGAAAAUCUUUACGCCCGAUCAAUGCUCUGGCAUUAACCGUUUCGUGGCUGUUUUCGCCGUUCCUUUACUUUCUUUCCAUUUCAUCUCCUCCAAUGAUCCUUACGCCAUGAAUUACCGCUUCAUUGCUGCUGAUUCCCUCCAAAAGCUAGUUGUUCUUGUUGCUUUGUUUCUCUGGAACGCUCUGAGCAAACGCGGGAAUCUUGAGUGGGUGAUCACUCUUUUUUCCCUCUCAACACUCCCAAACACUCUUGUGAUGGGAAUCCCUCUUUUGAAAGCAAUGUAUGGCGAUUUCUCUGGUAGUCUAAUGGUUCAAAUUGUGGUUCUUCAGAGUGUGAUUUGGUACACUCUCAUGCUCUUCUUGUUCGAAUACAGAGGAGCUAUGUUACUUAUCACUGAACAAUUCCCUGAGACAGCCGGUUCCAUCACUUCCUUUCGAGUUGAUUCUGAUGUUGUAUCAUUGAACGGACGCGAGCCUUUGCAGGCGGAUGCUGAGAUUGGCGACGAUGGGAAGCUCCAUGUGGUGGUGAGAAGAUCAACUGCAUCAUCAAUGGUGUCUUCAUUUAAUAAGUCUCAUAUGACUUCACUGACACCAAGAGCAUCGAAUCUCACUGGCGUGGAGAUCUAUUCGGUUCAAUCUUCGCGAGAACCAACACCGAGAGCUUCCAGCUUUAACCAGAAUGACUUUUACGCCAUGUUCAGCAAGGCACCAAGUCCAAAACAUGGAUACACAAAUAGCUUUCAAGGCGGUGGUGGUGGUGAUGUUUAUUCAUUACAAUCAUCAAAAGGACCAACGCCAAGGACUUCAAAUUUUGAUGAGGAAAUGUUGAAGGUUGGAAAGAGAAGGGGAGGGAGGAGUAUGAGUGGAGAGUUAUUCAAUGGUGGUGGUGGUGGUAACAAUUUUAUUUCUUCAUAUCACCCUCCGAAUCCAUUUUUCACUGGUGGGUCUACCAGUGGUGGUGGUGGUGGAAUACCCAAGAAGAAGAAAGAAAAUGGUGGUUCAUUGCCUCCUAACAAGGAGCUUCACAUGUUUGUGUGGAGUUCAAGUGCUUCACCAGUCUCCGAAGGGAAUCCGAAACACACAGCUAAUAGAGCUUCGUCCAAUGAUUUUAGUGUCACUGAUCCCUCCAAACCUGAAAAUGCUGCUUCAAAAGCAAUGAGUGAGUUGAUUCAAAAGAUGAGCCCUGGAAGGAAAGUGAAGGAGGUGGACACAGAGGAGGGAUUGAAAUCUCAAGCCAAGAACAAUGGGUCUCCCUAUGGUAAGAAGGUGGUGGACAUGGAAGAAGAUAGAUCAAAGAAGGCCCAAAUGCCUCCUGCAAGUGUGAUGACUAGGCUUAUACUUAUCAUGGUUUGGAGGAAACUCAUAAGAAAUCCCAACACUUAUUCAAGCCUUUUGGGUCUCAUUUGGUCUUUUGUAUCUUUCAGAUGGAACAUUGAAAUGCCAAAAAUUGUACGUGGGUCAAUAUCCAUACUAUCAGAUGCAGGUUUGGGAAUGGCCAUGUUCAGUCUAGGUUUGUUCAUGGCAUUGCAACCAAAGAUCAUAGCAUCUGGAAAAUCAGUGGCAAUGUUUUCAAUGGCAGUCAGGUUCUUGACAGGGCCAGCAGUGAUUGCAGCAACUUCCAUUGCAGUUGGACUCCGUGGUGUUCUCCUACAUGUUGCAAUUGUUCAAGCUGCUCUUCCACAAGGGAUUGUUCCUUUUGUAUUUGCAAAGGAGUACAAUGUUCAUGCUGACAUACUUAGCACCGCGGUUAUUUUUGGAAUGUUGGUUGCCUUGCCCGUUACCAUCAUGUACUAUGUCCUGCUGGGUCUAUAACUAUAAGAUUACUACUAUUGAAGGAAAUGAAGAGGAAACAAACUCCUACGCUAACUUCCAACUCAUGAGGCUAAUUUGGUGCCUGGUGGAUCCAUAUCUAUAUAUUAUCUUGUAUGUGGUGCUGCUGAAGGGAACAUGCAUCUUACAUUUGAUUAGGUGGAUCUAAUGUUGUUAUUAAGUAAUGUAUUUGCCUUUGGAAAUAGUGCUUAACAUGAAAAUUUGUGCCAUUUAGCAUGUGAGUUACUUGUGGGUUUGAAUAUACCUUAUUCCUUAAAUUA
Molecule: messenger RNA, 2642 nt
Organism: Tripterygium wilfordii
Lineage: Eukaryota; Viridiplantae; Streptophyta; Magnoliopsida; Celastrales; Celastraceae
Product: auxin efflux carrier component 2-like
Exons: 4
Coding region: 463-2364 (633 amino acids)
Biological process (GO): auxin polar transport; auxin export across the plasma membrane
Cellular component (GO): plasma membrane; endoplasmic reticulum
Molecular function (GO): auxin efflux transmembrane transporter activity
Source: RefSeq, a predicted model, not a curated record